Molecule: messenger RNA, 3183 nt
Organism: Magnolia sinica
Lineage: Eukaryota; Viridiplantae; Streptophyta; Magnoliopsida; Magnoliales; Magnoliaceae
Product: pentatricopeptide repeat-containing protein At2g13420, mitochondrial-like
Exons: 2
Coding region: 105-1682 (525 amino acids)
Molecular function (GO): protein binding
Source: RefSeq, a predicted model, not a curated record
UAUGCCCCCGGGCACAGCAAUCCGCUUCCACAGCUAAUGAGGACUUCACAGGCAUCCAAACCACCCGCUAGCCUCUCGCUGGUGAAGGUUAAGCACCGUCACCGAUGUCGCUCAGGUUAUCCCGUCUCGCUCCCCUUCCUUUCUCUUUCUCUCUCAAUUUCAGUCCCUUUUCUAAAUUACGCCUCUUCUCUCACCUCUCUGAAGCUCAUCUGGAGUUGGGGUUUUCAGAAGCCCUAAAACCUUCAAAAGACGCAGAUCAUCUCUCCCAAAUCCUAAUCCAACAUCACAACCCAUUUCACACCAUCGAAUCCUCUCUCCAACUCAGCGGAAUUAGGGUUUCAUCGCACCUCGUUCUUCAAACCCUCCUCCGCCUUAGAAACCUCUCCAAAAUCGCGUUAGGGUUUUUCACCUGGGCCCACCACCAGCCCAAUUACCACCACGAUGUGGCCGCUUAUGAUCUCAUGAUCGACAUCCUGUCGAAAGUCCGGCAAUUCGACGUCGCCUGGCAACUGUUCGUCGAAAUGUCCCAACGAGGUCAAAACCCGACACCAAAUACUUUCGCUGUUUUAAUUCGUCGGUACAUUGCUGCUGGGAUGACCAGGCAGGCGAUUCGUACUUUUGAUGACAUGGGCUCGUUUUGUGACCGAAAGACCGAUCUGGGCCACUUCAAUUUCCUCCUUGACACACUAUGCAAGUACGGGUACGUGAAGAUCGCGACAGAGAUUUUCAAUAAGAGGAGAUCCGAGUUCAUCCCAGAUGUGAAAACAUACACAGUUUUGAUUUAUGGGUGGUGCAAGAUCAAUCGGUUUCCAAUGGCUGAGAAGUUCUUUCGGGAGAUGAUUGAUCGCGGGCUUGAACCCAAUAUAGUCACUUACAAUGUUCUUUUAAAUGGGUUGUGUCGGAAAUCUAGCUUGCACCCGGAAACCCGGUUCGAGAGAACUAUUCAGGCUGCGGAGAACUUGUUUGAAGAAAUGCAAAGAAGAGGGGUGGAGCCAGAUGUUACAAGCUAUUCAAUAGUUUUGCAUGUUUAUAGCCGUGCGCAUAAGCCUGAUUUGUCACUUUGGAAAUUAGGGCUGAUGAAGGAGAGUGGGAUUAGCCCGACAGUUGCGACAUACACUUCUGUUAUUAAAUGCCUUUGUUCAUGCGGGAGAUUGGAAGAUGCAGAGAAAUUGCUCGAUGAGAUGGUGGGGAACGACGUUUGUCCAUCUGCUGCGACCUAUAAUUGUUUCUUUAAGGAAUACCGUGGAAGGAAGGAUGCUGAUAGUGCUUUGAAAUUGUAUAGGAAGGUGAGGAAAUUGUUGAUGUCAGAACCUAGCAUAUUGAGUAUAAAUUCAUAUAAUAUUUUGGUUGGAAUGUUUUCUAAGUUGGACCGGAUGGAGAUAGUGCGGGAGUUAUGGAAUGAUAUGAAAGAGAGUGGGGUCGGGCCAGAUUUGGAUUCUUACACAUUGUUGAUUCAUAGGCUUUGUGAGAAACAAAAAUGGAGAGAGGCUUGCCAGUUUUUUGUGGAGAUGAUAGAGAAGGGUUUCCUUCCACAGAAGACCACAUUUGAGACAUUGUACAAAGGGUUGAUACAGUCUGAUAUGUUGCGCACUUGGAGGAGAUUGAAGAACAAGCUUGAGGAAGAGUCGUUGAAGUUCGGUGUAGAUUUUCAGCAAUAUCAUUUCAAGCCUUAUAGGAGAUGAUGAUACCGAAGGUCUUGGAGUAUGAGAUUGUUGUGCUACUACCGUUAGUUUGCAAGAGGAUCAAGCCGCUUGGUUGGAAGAGAAUUCUUUCAGGAGUUGAAGAGAAUUGUCUGGGACUUUUUUUUUUUCUAAGGAUUGUUGGGAUACCAUCAAUGCCGACUUCAUGAGUUUCACUUUCUCUAUCACGUUUAAUGGAUCCCCAAUCGGGCUCUUUCCUAGUUCCAGAGUGUUGCAUGAGGGUGACCCUCUAUCACCUCUUUUAUUUAUGAUUGUAGCAGAGAUUUUGAGCUUAUUGAUGUCUACGGCAGUUAAGAGUUACGGCUUCUCAAAGGAUUUGAGUUUGGAGGUCAGGAGCUUUCGAUUUCCAAUCUCCAAUUUGUAAACUAUCAGCUGAUUUUGUGCGAGGCAUCUGUGCAUCAGCUCUAGAUUGUCAAAAUGGUGCCGGAUGCUUCGAGGUGGAGGUUUGGAAGAAGGGGCUAGUUCCCAGGGCCACUUGGCAGAAAUGUGGAGUCAAAUAUUUGGAAAUCUAUGGAUUUGAUCAGUUGGAGAGUUGGGCAGGUUAUAUCUUCCAUUCCAGGAAGAGUGGACCAGCUGUUUGAGGAAGGAACAAGGUUCGUGCUAGGGAAGGGGGACUGUAUUCGGUCUUGGAAGGAUGAGCAGUGCUACCUGGCGAUUUUCUCUCUCGUGGUGAACAAGGAAGCUUGGGUUAGAAUCUUUUGAGAUGGUGGGAGGUGCUGGGGUGUGGAAUGUCAUGCUGAGGCGUAACUUACAUGAAGAGGAGGAGGCAGACUUCAUUGUCAUUCUGAAAUCUUAAAGCACAGUCAGGUUGGACUGAUCAGAAAAGGGUUGCAAGGGGUGGAAGAAGAGCCCAGGUGGCCUGUUUGUCUCUAAAUCAUUAAUGCACAGGCUUUGCAAUUAGAGAGUUGCUCAUCACCCGUGUGCCUUUAUUUGGAAGGUCACUCUCUCCCUUAGUGCAAACAUUCAAGUGGACGACAGCAGCAAACAAAAUCCUCUCAGUUGACAACCUUGAAGAAAUGAAAUAUAGCGAUGCUGAACAGGUGGGUCAUGUGCAAGAAUAAUGAAGAGUCGGGGGACCAUCUUUUCAUCGGUAGCCCAGGCAGUUUGGUCUCAUGUUGGCAACUUUUUGGAAUCAAGUGGAUCACGCAUGGUUCCUUGAUGUUAUCACAGGUUGGGGAGCAGACCCGUUUUCUAAUCGUGGUAAGGUUUUACGGAAGCUUCCUUUCGCAAUAUUUAGGGGGAUUUGGAAAGAAAGGAACGGUAGAAUUUUCAAAGGCAAAGCCCUUUGGAUUCCUUUUUUCUUUUUCUUUUUUUCUUUUUAACGAUAUGCGGUGGGCUUGUAUUUUUUAUUUUGUUUGCUUACUCCGUGUGGAAUGACGAGAGGGUCACUCGUUCACCUUUCAAUUCGUAAUGUUGUCCUCGUUGUAAUGAAUUUGUUAUCUUCUCAAAAAAAAAAAAAAAAAAAAAAAAAAGAGGAGGAGAA